Stylophora pistillata is the source of this 5159-nucleotide messenger RNA. RefSeq lists its product as uncharacterized. Lineage: Eukaryota; Metazoa; Cnidaria; Anthozoa; Scleractinia; Pocilloporidae. The record is from RefSeq and is a predicted model, not a curated record.
GACGGAAACCACUCAUGUGUCUAGCCCGCUAGAUCGGAUUAAGCCGACUGAAUUUUUCUGCUUGUAACCCUUUACCCCACUUGUAUUCUGCGACUUGUCAAGCGAUGUGAAUUUUACGUCAAGAGCCGAUAUUGAUUUCAUCUUUGUGACGGGCGCGAAACUCCAACUUCUGUGUCGUUUAAGACUAGCGAAACCGGAAAGGUACAACAGUGUUGAAAGACUCUACUGGUAGAAGUAUGGCCGAACUACCUGCGGAUGUUAUUUUGGAAUUUCAAGCUGGACUUUCAAAAUUGAAUAUUUUCCUUCAAAACACAUUAUCAAGUGAAUUCCUGAGCAGUGAAGCUGAUGUGCACAAAAAAGAAUGUGUUACUCUUGUGGAAGGACUGAUUAAUUCUCUAAACAACAUGAAAAACAGCAACAUAAAGGAUGAAAACCUCCUUAAUGGUAGACUCUCUAUUUCAAGUCAGUCAUUGGAUGAAACAAAUGAUUCAAAUGGAAUUACUGACCAGGGGAUUCCCCGCAGUGGUUCCCUCCCAGAUAUGUCCAGUUAUGUUCAACCUGAGGAUUCAGGGAACUGGCAAGCAAGCAAGAGUAAAAAGGGAUCCUAUUAUGCAGACUUUGAUCAUGAAGAAAUUAACCUAAAUGACUUGCGUCAACUCGUUAUCUAUCAUCCCGUUGAAGAAGAUGACACCUCUGACAAUAAUGAGAAUGAUGUUCAUUGUCAUAACACCCUAAAUACUUCAAAUGAAUUAAACACAUCAAACCGGUCACCGGUCAAUAAACGAAAAAGUCGUAAGAGAGACAGUGCAGCACUAUUUGACAUUUCUCUUGAGGAUUUAACUGAGCCAGAUUUUGCAGGACUCUUGAGGGAGAAGCACAGUGAAAAGCUCUGGUGGUGUGUCCUUAUUGACCAGCAUCUGUGCAUAUUUCCUUCUCAAGAUCCAGAAGAAGUGGCAUAUGAUGUUAUCAUCAUGCCAUGUUGUCAGAUUUCUUUGGACGAUCGGCUUAUGCGCACACCAGUGUUUAGACUGACCCAGUCAGACAUGGCACCUUGGGUGUUUGUUGCUUUUGAUAAUGAUGAACUUAAAGAGUGGAUGAAGGUUCUAACUAUUGCUGCAUCUGCUGGUAAAAGUUCCUCUGUUACACCUUCUAAUACAGAUGAAAAAAAGGCCUCUGUUCCUCCCCAAGCUCCUCUCAUGCAGUCCAUUUUAGAAGAGGAGGAGGAGGAACUUGAUGAAUUUGCAGAAGAAUCUCUGUGUAGCUCUUUUCAAUCAGAUGUUAACCAUCUUUCAUCUCAAUCCUUCAAGAAAUCUUUCGAGUUAAAUAAGAGUGACAACAAUCCACCAGUAAGUUAUGUGAAUGGAGAGGCUGUGGAAAAUGGUUAUGAGAAAAAAGGCUUUCCUGCGCUACCUAAGAGGCCUGAUGAAGUUGAUGGGGAACAGUUUGGAGAGGAUAUUUAUGAAGCAGUAGCAAACCAAAAGGCAGUCCAGGAGAACUUUCAAGAUGAUGGAUUUGCUACAGAUGAAUUUGAUUCAGGUUCAUCAGAUGGUGGUGAUGUAUCAACAAGCCCCCAAACACAACCAGUUCAAAAAACCAAAAAGACAAAGCAAUUCUUUAAAUGGCUUAAGAAGAAGGCAAAGAAGGACAAGCUCUUUAGUAGUCCCGAGGAUGGAGUUGCCUUGGCAGGUUAUGCAUACAAGUCAAAUGACAGCUCCAAGCGCUGGUUCUUGAUAAGAGAACAGAAGUUGCAUUGUUUCAAGACGAUCAAAGACGAGGAUCCUGAAAUAACAUUUGACCUGAAUGGAAGCGAGAUCAAAGUGGGAGAGGAAGAAAAGGCCAAACUUUCCAUUCAGGUGCUGAGAGAUGGUGCAAUUCAUUUUACACUAGUGGCCAAAAAUUUGAAAGACUGGGAACGCUGGAAAAAGGCUUUCUUAUUAGAAUCUGGAUUUAUUCAACUUGCUGUCUCACCAACAGAUACAAAUUCAGGUUUUUAUGAUCAGGAGGAAGAUGAAGAAGAAGGAGACUAUGUUACUCCUGUAGUUUCUCCAGGAUUAGAGAAGACUCCUAUACCUACAAGUAAAACUUUCCCAUUAAAUAAUAACAAUGAGACAUAUGAUGAAGACCUUUAUAUGGAAGUUGUUCCUUCUAGGGUGACAACUGUGGAAAAAUUGAAAUCACCAUCACCAUCAUCAAGUCUGCUGGAAUUAGGGCCACUUCCUCCUCUGCCUCCUGAUCUACUGCCACGGAACACUCCAGAUGGUGCAGAGGGAGAUACAAAUGAAGAGAACUGUCCUAACAUAUCAGAGAGCGAGGAUAUUUAUGAAGAAGUUUCCUCCUCAGUUGCCAAUGCUGAUAAAGUAAUCAAAUGGCAGGGCCUAAAUUCCAAAAAAUUAGAGGUGUGCCCUGCUGGUGUUCAAGGCAAACCUUCUGAUAAAGCAGCUAAAGGUCCUGUCCCUGCUGGUGUUUUGGAUGGCGGUAUUGAAGACAGUGCUAUGACUGCAUCAUCAUUUCUGGACAGUUCUUCAAAACCCUCUGCAGGCAGACUUAAUUCAUCAGUCGGAGCGUGGUGUACCAAAGGCAAUGAUAAACAGCAGUAUCUUCAAAUCGACCUUGGUGAGGUGGACAGAGUGUGUGGAGUGGCUACACAAGGAAGACCAGGUUUUCUUGAUCAGGGAGGUUGGUUUGUUAAGACUUACACACUGGCUUACAGCAAAAAUGGAGAAAACUGGGCCAAUUAUAAAGAAUUUGGAAUUGCUAAGGUUUUCCAGGGUAACAGCGAUCCUGACACAGUAGUCACGAACAUGCUGAAAAUGGCAGUGAACGCGCGUUAUGUGAGGGUUAAGCCCCAGUCUUGGCAUAACCACAUUGCCAUGCGUGUUGAGGUCUACAAAGGAGAAGCUAGCUCGAAACUUACUGCUGGAAUCCACAAAUUAGCUGACACUCUAACAAAGACAACAAGAAAGAAAGCAGGUGACCGGCAACGUACCACAUCCUCUCCAGUUGAGAUUGAAGAGGAAGACGAUUACAGCGCAGCAGAACCUACUUUAGAGAGGAAAGGUUCUUUUGAUGAGAAAGUAAAGUAUAUCGAUCGUCCAUCCUCCGAGGAAAAUCUAUUGGACGGAGAUGAGGAACGUGACAAAGGAAAACAAGUCACUGGUUUGGAUAAUGAAGCUGUUACUAACGAUGAAGGAUUAGCUGCGGAUGAUUAUCUUCAAUUGGUGAGAGAACCCACUGAAGAGGAAAAACAGGUGGAAUUGAAAGUUCAACAGAGCAUCGAAGCACGUCGGAAUGGAGAACAGAUUGGUAGAUGUGAAGUAUCACAAGGAAUUAAAGCCAAGAAAAGUUUGUAUGAGCAAAUUGAGACGACCCAAGACCAAAGGAAAGACAGUUUAUCAAAGGGUUCUAAGGAAAAUGUGGUGGUAACAAAGAAAGAAAAAUACAUUGUGGAAAAGAGGGAAGUUGAGGAAGAAAAAAUUGAAGGCAAAGCUAACAAUGAAAAGAAGAGAAAUUCUUCUGAUUCAUCCCAACGAGAUCCAGAUAUAGAACGAGAAGAGCUGGAGAAAACUGAAAAGGCUUUCCAGAAGUAUGCCAAGCAGCUGAAAGAGGACGGAGGGCCUGUUGUGAAAGAAAAAAGAGCUUCUAUUGUCGCCCUAAACAGACUUAACUUCGAAGACCCGAGGAGUGCCUCAAAAGCUAAAGAGAAUGGAAGUUAUCUUGAAAAAAUGGAGAGUCUGCUCAAAGAAAAAGAAGAGCUUUUGAAGAAGAUGGAAAAUCUGAAAAAAAGGUUGUCAGUUGCCAAGGAUAGGAAAAUAUUCUUUAGUCUAUCCACUUCCAGGUCCAAGGCAACCACAGAUGCUGACGCUGAAUUUCAUGAAUCCCAAAAUGAAAUGGCAAAGACAAAGAAAAGACUUCUGGAAAUUGAGAAUGAAACGAAAAAUUUGAAAGUCAUGGAGUUAAGGUACCAAAAGACACCUGAGAAGACAAAUCCAGAUAAGCUUUUUCUUCGUAGAAGUAGCAGAGAAUGUAAGCUGGGAUCGGUUGAGGUACAAAGCUCAAGGGUUGCUAUUUCAUCCCCAUCUUCUGGGAAGGAAAAGGAGGAAGAGCUUGCCCAGGCAGGAAGUGUGUUGUCUCAGUUCAAGGCAUUUGAACAGAUGAAGAAAAAGUGAAAGCAUACGAAAACUCGGAAGUUAAUCCUUUGCGGAAGAGCUCUUUUAAUGUGGGGAAACAUUUCAUGUUUAGUUAAUUUGAAACUUCUGUUUUUUGCUUUUCUCCGGCAAGGCAACAUACUUGUAUUCUCAAAUUUGAUUAUUCUGUCUAAUAAACUACUGUAAGAGCCUUCAUACAUGCGCUGAAAGCGUAGUUGCGUCACCUUUUGAGGUUGCUGGUUUAUUUUUAUUCUUAUUGCGUUUUAGCAAAUUGCGUUUAGUUGGUGACUUGACUUAAGUUACUUAACGUAUAUGUUCUCAAGACAUUGUUGAAAGAAUUAAAUUAAGUAAUAUGUAUGUUGUAUUAAUGUCUCUGCAACGUCUUAAAAGAAGACGCCAGUUCUUAUAUGUAUUGAGUAUUCAAAACGUGUUAGUUUAAAUCAGUGCAUUGGAAACAAUUGUUACUUCAUACAAUCACUUGCUAUUCCUAAAACAAUUUCUAGCUUAAGAUGCCAAGAGAAAACCUUGUCUGAGAAGUUCAAAAGUCAAAGCGAGUGAAAUCUUUCACCUUGUAUUUCAGAAUUUCAAUCAAUCGGGCAAGUCGCUGAGAGUUUUAUUUCAGUGGCCGUUAUUAACAAAAAGCGGGUACUUUUACUCAGUUUUACACAAUUAAAAAUCUCUAAUAUAAAAUAUGUAAAUAUUGUAGGAGAGUGAUACUUUAUUCCAUAUGUGUAGUAAAAAGAGUUUUUUAUUUUCAUGUUAUGUAACGGCCAAAUUUGAUUAUCUAAGCACCUCGUUUUUAUUGCUCCCCACGUAUGAAAAUGUAACAGACUGCUUUUUAAUAUGCACUUGAGUGAAAAUGUUAAUUUCUGCCACUUACGAUAAUGGUAAAUUUUUUUUGGUGGCAGAAAGAGUUUUCUUUUCAAAUUUUUUGAUUAGCGAAGGUUCGCCAAGAAUUUUUUUUUUUGAUGAAUGUAAUAAACUCAGUUUCUUUCAAGCUUUCCUAAGGUGUUA